This is a messenger RNA of Amoebophrya sp. A120, 6413 nucleotides long. Lineage: Eukaryota; Dinophyceae; Syndiniales; Amoebophryaceae. The record is from the annotation of a GenBank genome assembly.
CGCUUUCGCAGGAACUCAGGCGCAAAGCUUUCCUCUACGACGCACAGACGGAAUCCAGUAGUUUGGUCCGAAAUUCUUUGUUGACAUCGGUCUAAUCCGCAUAAUAACAACUCGCCUACAGAUCCUUAAAUGAGUUGUUCAAAUUUGAGUCGUAUUUUCAGGCGUCAAAAAUCCAGUUUGUCAGAUUUGCAUAGUCUUCACGAGUCCUCUUCACUGUAUUUUCACUAGCUUCAAGUAGUUUGUCUUUGGCCUAAUAGCGAAUUUCUGCAUCUGCCAUCAUUCUCCACUAUUUCAAGAGUGAAAAAGUAGGAAAGUUCCAGAGCUUUGGGACCUGAUUCUUUGAACAGGACAAGUGCAGCACUUCGACCAGAGCAGUUCGACUUUGCACUAUUACAUUGGAUUUGCCAUCAAAAACUGAAUGACGAUGCGAUUGCGGCAGCGGCUUUUGCUGGUUGCAUUGGUUGCGUUUGAUGUUGGGCCCGUGAUCCAAUGGCAGCACUUCUUUUCGCCAGUCGCCGGGGCGCUGGUCACGGCAGAGAAACCGGGUAACAUUCAAGAACGCAAGCUGUGCCCUCUUCGUUGGCCGCAAGAACGAGAACUACCGCGAGUACCAAAACGCAUUGACAUGCUUCGUCGGGAUGUGACUGUGGCCCUCCGACCCUUUCCAGCCGAAAUGUUGAAAGAUGAGCCAGGCGUCCGGGGGGGAACAGUGACCGCGUCCUCCUCGGGAUUGCCAUCGUUUGAGCUUUUCACGCAACAAUGGUACAACAUCGCGAGACGGUCGGUGGAGUUAUUCCACGGAAAUUUCGCGCGGUACAACAAGACUCUUGUUCAGAGUCAACGCAGUAAGUCGCCGGCGCGGAGGGCGCGGGCGAAAGCCCGUGUGUCCCGGUCGCCGCGCAACAAGACGAACAAAAAAAGCAAGGGCCGGGUGUCCCGGUCGCCGCGCAGCAAGAGGGACGAAAAGCGUGACGCGGUGCGUGCGCCGGAGCCGCGGAUUGAUGAGGAGGUUGAUGUCGAGUCUGACAUGGAGCUCGCUGACGAGUGGCUGGAGCAGUGGAUGUCUUUCCAGCGUUUCCAGAGUCUUCGGGAACUUGGGGCGAAGCGGGAGCAGUCGAAAAGUAGCUGGGAAGCUGUGACACCCGACGGGGAGCCGGCCAAGCAGCAAAAUAUGUUUUUUGCUGCAAAAAGUAUUAAAAUAAAUGAAAUCCGUGGGGCCGAAGAAAAGGAAGAGAAAGUCAUGCGAGCGGAGUUUGCGAAGAAGCUUAAACGGGCGGUAGAGAAAGCUCGAGAGUACGCGGUGGACGACGUCUCAGUCUCUGCUGGAGCUUUGGCGGGACUGCGGGGAAGCGGAUCCUCGAUCGCGGGAGAGGGAAGGGGGGGUCCUCGAGUCAACGCUGAGGAUGCAGCACGGUCCCUCGCCGUGACGUUCUGGAUGGCCGAAGCCAUGUGGCGCCACUACGCGUUGCACUACACGGCGACACACCCGUACGCGCCCAUUGCUGAGGAAAUGGGAAAAGGUGGCCCCUAUCAAAAUGAAAAAUCCCCCCUACCCAUAUCAAAGCGGAAACCUGUGAUGCGGGAUUUUGUUCGUACACAAGUCAACUUUGUUUUGCAGUAGAGAACUGCGCGCAGAUCGUAGCCGUAGGCCUAGGCAGGGGCCUUUCGGUGUAGGCGUCUAGCAUGGCAGACGUCUCACCUGUUGUAGGCCUUACAACAUUGCAAGCCGCCCACAUACCGCGGCGGACUCUGUGAGCUUGCCUGCUUGCAAUACAGACAGGAUUUGUCGUGACAAAUCUGCGGCGGAAAUUUUCAGAAACAUGCGCGUUCCACUAUGGGGCGGGGAGAUAUUUCCUCGCAAUAGCAAUACCUCUUCUCAGCAGGAGAAGUCCGUGCUUCAUCCGGAUAUGCUCCUUCCGAAAAUCACGGCGCUGCUUUUUGAGUUGUUUCGCCCGCAACUGGAGGCGAGGGUCGCACGAAAGGAAGCGGGCAGACGAAUGCGGGAACGACAAACAAAAACUGACACGUUGAGCACGCAGCAGCAGCAGGGGCAGAGGGCAGGAGGAAGACGUCUGUUGUUUCCGCGGCCUUUUCUGCUGUACCUAGGCGGGGACGGCUUCGGCAGCCUUCCUCGGGAGGAACAGGACUGGGGGGGAUUUGACUUCCGCGGCGCGGCGGUCUAUGUAAUACCGGAGGCAGUAUUCGCUGGAGGGUCUGCGCCGAGGAUAGUACGCGGAGGCGUAGCGAGUGGCGCCGGCGCAGAAGAAGAAGAACGCGCCGUGCUGGUUCCGCUGCGGAUGCAGCCUCAUGUUGAAGCUCCGUCCGCCCAGGCCAACGCACACGUGUUAACUCCCCUCCCGGAAGGCCUUUUUGCGAAAGUGGAAAUGCCGAACCCGGCCCCGCUCACAGUAGGUAGCAGUUCCCUUUUUUCCUCAUCUACCUCGUCGCGAAAAUGUCUUUACGGGUUGUCUACCACUGCAUCUUCUCCCGCCGCGUCCCUCUCUGAGCGAGCUCCUGCACGAAAAAGCCCCGGAAAGGUGCGGCAGCGUGAGGUGUUAACUGGGAGCUCGCUUGUGGUGCAUUUGGUGCGGCCGAUGUACUAUUUGCAGCAGAUCGCGCGGUCACAUCUGAUCGAGAAAGGAAAGCUUCCCUGGUCGGGCCUCCAGGGAAAGUUCAAUUUGACGGUGCACGCGCAAACCCUGAUCCUCCUCGAUAAAAUUCUUGACGAGGAAGAUCUGCAGUCGCAGAUCGACUAUCACAGGCAAAUAUGUCUCCGUCUGGAAAGACGCAGCAAAAUCGUGUUGCUGAGUGUUGCAUGACACAGCGAUCUUUUGUUUGGCGUCCGUGCAUCACAAACUUUUCGGAUGGUAUUGGGGGUUCUACAAUUUUUUGCAUGAAAAUAAACCGCCUUUCAGCACGACAAAUACAGAGCUUGCUAAAAAUUCUUUUGCUCUAGGUCAACUUUCGCGUCACAAAUCCAGACCGAGACAUAAUGGUUGCAAUUGAUAUCGACGCGGAGGCGGUUUUAGAGCGGUUAGCGAAGACGUGCUUCGUCGGGAUGGGGUUGGACGUGGACGACCAGGAGGUGGAGGGAGGUCAAGAAGAUGGUGUCAAGUUGUCGCUUAUUCUGAGUAUAAAUGUUCCCACCCCAUAGUCAAGUUGGUAAAUCUGCAACACAAGUCUCCAACUCGUGGGAGUUAUGCAUGACCAGUUUCCAUCUGCACCUGCAGCGUAGUGCUACUCAGCAACGACAACCGCACGACAAAGACUUCGCUUAUCCUGUUCACAGCACUGCAAAUCCCAGAACACAGCGUGCCAAUUUCUCUUUAUAUUCGGAUGUGCAUUGCAGAUGUUUGUGUAGACGCAGAUCUGCGCGACAGCUAUGGGGUGGCGGGGACGUUUUUCUCCAGGAUAUCGCCGGCCGCUUCGUCAAAGAGUCGUGAAAGAUUCACCGAGUUCAUGGAGACGGUAAAGCGCGCUCUUCUUUCUCCGCUGCCUUGGAUCCCCAAGGGGAGCGACAAGAUGACCGAAGAAGAAAAAUACCGCUGGCUGCAGCAACUGACAAAAGAAGACAUUUUUGUUUCUGUCGUGAUGGAGCACAAUGGCAUUGCGUCGUCGUCGUCGUUGGGCCAAGAUUUUGAGGAAAAAGUUGCCAUUUUGCCGCAUGAUGACGAACGGACGGCUUUUUUCGCGCAGGGUCUGGCUCGAUCGGCAUCCUCUACUUCCUACUCUUUUGCAACGACUCCUCUAGUUCCAGGUCCGCAUCCUCUAAUUCCAGGCGUGGCUGCUACGACUCCUGCUGUUGAAGAUGGUCGUCGUCUACAGACAAAACAAGACAUUGCCAAGAUCCUCGCGACGCGAGACAUGAUAUCGUCCGGGCUGGCCACAGUUGCACUGCCGCUGGCGUUAUCAACUGCAAGUAUGUUUGGGUCCUCUGGAGGAAUGCAAGACUUUUCAUGCAUCUCGCGGACCACGUGCAAUGGGUGGUCCGGAAUGCACCCACAAGCAUCACAGAAUUUGUCAGACCUCCCUCGUGCUUAUCCUGCAUGAGACGUGCGCCUUUUGGCCUACCAAGAAGUGGGUAGUUUUUGGUGUGCAUGCAAACUAAUAACAGGUCCCAAAUGGAAAUUAUGGAAGUGGACCGCUCCGGAACUAAUUAUGUAGCGAAUAACAGUUCCCAAGUGGUGGAAUUGUUUCUUGGGAGUUACGGACAUCGACCAGAAGCUCCUAUCACUCUAGUUUUUAUAAGAUAAAUAUAUAAAGAUGGCUCGCGCAAGGCAGAUUUUCAUUUUUUUGGAAAGCGAGACUUUGCAUAUGCAUGACAAGUUGCAACCUUCCAGAGGAGCCAAACGUAUUUGCAUUUGAUAGGCACUUCCGACUGGGGAGGACGACGAGGACGAAAAGUGGGACACCGUGAUUCUAAAGAAUCUCCUGCUCGAUGCGAGUACUACCACAGCGGCUCGUGAAGCAGGCGAACAUCAAACUGGAGAUGAUACUACAGGAAGCGAACUAGGUACUAGUGCCCCUGCUUUCUUUCCCUUUGACAGCGAAGACCAGUUGCGAGAAUACAUGGGGGAAAAGCUGGACGAGGAGAUCGAAACUCUGAGGGAUGUUGAAAUGGAAGAUGCGCAAGUCGAGGAGAUGUUGUCGUCUUCUACCUCGUAUCAAAUGCAAAUAUGUCUGGGUCUGGUAGGUUGCAAGACUUGCCACGCUAAGUUUGGACCGCGCAAAAAUCUGUGUUGCGUGAUUGCCAAAAGCGGUUCAAUUUUGACCACGUUGGUGUUGGGAGGCAGUUUCUUACGCGACGAGAAGAUAAGCAUGAUAGAAAUCUCACAGAAUCUGUCGUGCUAGGUUCUUCAUUCUAGACCCCACGGGUCAUAGAAUACGUGCAUGGCAAUCACCUGCUCUCUGCCAGACCCAGACACAUUUGCAGUGCAUACCUCGUCGCCCACAGUGGCAGAAGUCCAUGUCGACGACGACCUGGCCACGCGACUUGCGAAGAUGAAUGUCGGCACGAACGGUAAUGGAAAAAAGUGUAGUAGGGGACAAGCUUCUAUGGAGUUUGGUUCAGGUUCUGCUCUUCUAGCAGGUCCUCGUGGGUCAACAGCAACAGCUGGUGCUAUGUCUAGUACUCGCGGAACAAGUACGUCGCAUCUGCUCGCGGCCUACUUCCCGAACGGGGAGCUCACUUUUUCAGACGCGCGCGCACCGCACGUGUUGGAUCCGUCUGUUGAACGGCUGGAAGAAGAAAGCGCAGCAUUUCUCGCGGCAGCGAGUGUCGAGGAGCGCGUGAGGCUUGAUAGAGUUCGGAAAAACGACCGCGAGGCCCUGCUGCAAUGGCAAUCGAAGUGGCACGAACAAGCACGGUCGGAGGCGGUUGCUGGCGAAAGAAGUGCAAUCUAUGGGAACCAGAUGAAGCCGACUCAGCAGCGACGGAAGAAACGCGGUGGUCGUAAACAAGCUACUUCUCGAUCUCCUUCUCCUACCACGCGCCGGCAGGCGAAAAGAAGUGAAGGAAAAGAAGGAGAUGAGGAAAGUAGGCGGAAAGAGGCCGAGCGCCGGGCGGCGUUGCUCGCGGCAAAAAAGCAGAAGGUCGUGAACGAUCUCACGCGAAAGUUGGGGAAGUUCCGGUUGGUGCUGAGGGAACUGCGCAAAACGGCGGGGAUUUUGGAGGGGGGAGUGCGGGCAAACUGGCAAGGUUCCCACAUCAAGAUGCAUGCGGAGGGGGGAGGCGCGUGGACACUUCGGGUCCCGCACGGACAGGGAAGCCACCGAUGAGAGAUAUGAGAGAGGCAGGAAGAUGCUGAGAGGCAAGAGAAUCUUGGGGAGUAUUACAGAAGGUGGCGAUGAAAACGUGGGAGGUUGAACGGCGGAGAAAAUAAAAGCCGUUGGGGUCGUCACCAUUGACAACAAUGUUUACUCGCUAUUUGUCAAACAGGCUGUAUUUCUAGUCAAAGUAGUGGCGCUAUUUGAACGAAAUCAAUCUGAAAAUCUCGAGUCCCCUCAUAUUUACAAACAGUAUGCAUUUGACGUGAAGCUGAAAAAUAAUGGUCGUGAAACACCAGCUCCUAUGUCCAAUCAAUCACGGUGUACGUACUUGAAACUGCCUCUAUGUCCAAUCGAAAUUAUGUACCCAGACCUACAAUGAGAAUGAGUAGCGCCGUACUUCUCUCGCCUAAUUCAAAGUCGACUGGUUCUACGUGUAGGAUUGAAGCUGAAAGAUCUCUACUUGGUUCAGCCCGUAAAAAAAGCGAAGAAGUAGUGCCGAAAAGAACUCAAAACCAAGCAUAAAAGUCGUCUAUUUUCCAUGUGGUUUCGCGCGUGUAUAAUUUUGGAAAUUUAAAAAGAAAAGCGAAGCCCCAAGGCAUGUGAGACGAUGAUGGCAACGAGGCUGCGGCUCCCGCCCGUAGUUC